AUGACUGAUUGCUGGUCGUUGGCGCCUCUCUUGCUUUGUCCUUCUUGUUGUGGAUACUUAUUAUGCAAGCAACCACAUCAACCUCUCAACUCGUUAGCUAACUUUCAAUACUAUGGCCAUGAGCGGUUGCCAGACGCUGUCCGUAGUGCACUGAAAAGUGCCUCUCUGUAUGACCUCAUGUUGGUCUCGCGUGCAUGUGCGCCUCAUGUCACCCAUUUUUAUUUGUACAAGUUCCAAGUGGGUGGCUAUCGCCAGAGCGAGGAGUUGUCUCAGUGGUAUAACCAAGGGAACGUUGCUAUUCGGCUGCAAGACCCGCCUCAAGUGCAAUCCUUGUUACCUCCCUCAUAUGAUGACAUCCGUGAUGUGGUUUGUGUUGUUUUUACCGGUCAUAACCAGUCCCCCACUCACGAGACGUUGAAACAAAUGCACCCGAUUCUUGUUACCAAGAGCAUUGUCAAGACCCUGAUUGAUUUUUUGACAGCCAGCAAUCUGUGGUAUCAGCACAGUGAGGUUUCUAUUGGAAUCCAUCAACCUGAUGGGAAAUAA
Messenger RNA from Suillus discolor, 546 nucleotides. RefSeq lists its product as uncharacterized. Lineage: Eukaryota; Fungi; Basidiomycota; Agaricomycetes; Boletales; Suillaceae. The coding region runs from base 1 to 546 and encodes 181 amino acids. The record is from RefSeq and is a predicted model, not a curated record. The transcript has a single exon.